This is a messenger RNA of Thlaspi arvense, 1908 nucleotides long. Lineage: Eukaryota; Viridiplantae; Streptophyta; Magnoliopsida; Brassicales; Brassicaceae. The record is from the annotation of a GenBank genome assembly.
GUGUUGAUUGAUGGUCGUGAUAGUUCAAUUAAGAUGGAUGUUCAAGAUGUCGCAAUAGAUCUUCAUACAAGAAGUGGCAAUGUAGACGAGCUUUGUGAGGCAAGUACGAGUGGCCACAAUGCUAAUAACAGCUUAGAGCAGUUUGCAACAGUUGGUGAGCUCAGAAACGGGAUGGAGUUCGAAUCAAAGGAGGCUGCGUACUAUUUCUACAGAGAAUAUGCUCGAGCAGUGGGAUUUGGCAUCACAAUAAAAGCUAGCCGUCGUUCAAAGAGAUCGGGAAAGUUCAUCGACGUCAAAAUAGCAUGUUCGAGAUUCGGAACCAAGCGAGAGGCAAGCGCUUCUGUAAACCCGCGGUCGUGUCCUAAAACGGGUUGCAAAGCUGGUCUGCAUAUGAAGAGGAAAGAAGACGAGAAAUGGGUUAUAUAUAGUUUCGUGAAAGAACAUAACCACGAGAUCUGCGCAGAUGAUUUUUACGUUAGCUUCGAGAGGAUGUGGUCAGAGAUGGUUGGUAAAUUCGAGCUAAGCGAGAAUGAGUGGGUUCACUCGUUGUUUAGAGAUCGGAAAAAGUGGGUGCCAUGUUAUUUUCACGGAGUUUGUUUAGCUGGAAUGUCUGGACCUGAAAGAUCUGGAAGUAUCGCCUCUCAUUUCGACAAGUAUAUGAACUCAGAGGCGACGUUCAAGGACUUCUUUGAAUUCUACACGAAGUUUCUGCAAUAUCGAUGUGAUGAAGAAGCAAAGGAUGAUCUUGAAUCUCAGAGCAAACAGCCUACACUAAGGUCUUCUUUGGCUUUCGAGAAACAACUUUCCUUGAUCUACACAGACGCUGCUUUUAAGAAGUUCCAAGCUGAGGUACUGGGAGUUGUUUCUUGUCAACUUCAGAAAGAAAGAGAAGAUGGGACAACAGCAAUAUUCUGCGUUGAAGAUUUCGAGAAACGCCAAAACUUUUUCGUUGCUUUGAACAGAGAGCUGUUGGAUGUGUGUUGCUCUUGUCACUUAUUCGAGUACCAAGGAUUCCUCUGCAAACAUGCGAUACUCGUACUUCAAAACUCUGAUGUUUCCUGCAUUCCGACUCAGUAUAUAUUGAAUCGCUGGUCAAAGAACGGUAACAACAGAGAAGAAAAACACCACGAAAAAUGUGUCGCAAUACAUAACCGAACGGCACGUUUUGAUGAUCUCUGUAGGCGCUUUGUCAAGCUUGGAGGAGUUGCAUCUUCAUCAGAUGAAGCCUACAAGACUGCUUUGAAGUUGUUGGAGGUAACAUUGAAGAACUGUGCUAGUGUGAACAAUUCUCCCAAGUUUUCUUCAGAGCCAGUCAAGUUAAUGACAAGUGGAUCUAUUGGCUUAGAAAAUGAAAGUAUGUUGGACUGUGCAUCAAAAUUGUCCAGGAAAAAGAAAAUUCAGAAGAAAAGACAGGUAUAUUAUGGGCCAGAGGAUGCAACAAACAAGUCUGAAGAACUCCGUCAAGAAACCGAACAAGUUAGCUCUAGAGCUCCUACCUUUGAGAACUGUUACAUUCCUCAAGCAGAUAUGGAAGCAACCGAAAUAGGCUCCCCUGCAGCACCUCUUGGGAUCUAUUAUUCAACUCAACAGACUAUUCAAGGAGUGGUUCUCAUCGGUUUCUUCCUAUCAAGAUGGUUACUAUGGACAUCCGCAAACAAUACAAGCCAUGGGAAACAUACAUUCACUUCAUGGACGGAUGAAUCAAUACGAGACACAACUAAGCAUCCAAGGAGCUGUGAGUUGAUGUUUUAUGCGACUUUAUUUCAGGGACAGACAGGUUUCAGGGGAAGCACUAUCCGUGGCUGCUAUGACAUGGAAGAAACUCUGCACGACAUGACAAUGGAGUCGUCACAAUAUCAGGGCUCUGGUCGUACAAACCAUCCGAGUGAUCACCGUUCGUCCCACUAA